Molecule: messenger RNA, 1047 nt
Organism: Penicillium riverlandense
Lineage: Eukaryota; Fungi; Ascomycota; Eurotiomycetes; Eurotiales; Aspergillaceae
Product: sterol desaturase family protein
Exons: 1
Coding region: 1-1047 (348 amino acids)
Biological process (GO): ergosterol biosynthetic process
Molecular function (GO): C-4 methylsterol oxidase activity; iron ion binding
Source: RefSeq, a predicted model, not a curated record
AUGGUCGCUCCUAUGCGGAAUCCGAAGGACUCUAUGAAGUCGACCUGGCGCCAGGAUCGUUCGCAAUGGAAUUUUUCACAUCUGUUCCUCGACUUCCUCAACAUCCACCACGUCGAUCUGGACAAAAAGGUCCCAGUGCAUGCGAAAACCGACAAAGUUCCUUACGUGCCUGAAUGGCGUUUCGAGCGCUGGGUGAUUAUCCACGCCCUCAUCCCGCUCGCCCUCCACCAAGCUCUUAAUACAUAUCUGGGUUACAACCUUCCAACCUGGGCGGCACUUCUCUUUUACCAUAUUUCAAUGGUUGUGGUCUCCAUUCGAGAGAUUCAUCUUCUCAAGGGUUUAGGCCACAAAUAUGGGUACUUUGACGGGGAUAAACAUGAGCGCGAUGGAGUUCCCGACUCCGCAGUGUUCAAGACUCUUCAAUCUAUCCUUUUAACGGUCUUCCUCCGUCCGACCAUGCUUAUGAUAAUUGCAUAUCGAGCGGACCAAGGGCCGUCGACGAUUAAUUGGAUGUGGCUUCUACCCGAAGUCAGCAUCUAUCCAAUUGUGCUCGAUUUCUGGUUCUACUGGUAUCAUCGCCUGAUGCAUGAUAACGCUUCCCUCUGGAAGCUCCACCGCACCCAUCACCUCACAAAGCAUCCGAACCCGCUUUUGACCCUCUUUGCCGACGGUAUCCAAGAGAUGGGGGAUAUGUUGGGAAUUCCCUUGAUGACAUACGGCUCUAUGAAGCUUCUGGGCUUUCCGAUGGGCUUUUACGAAUGGUGGGUCUGCGCCGAAUAUGUCAUGUUCACGGAGAUUUUUGGGCAUAGUGGCUUAAGGGUUUCUGCGGCCACGAUGAAUCCCUUGACCCCGCUCUUCCGACUGUGCGAUGUGGACUUGACUAUUGAGGAUCAUGACCUCCACCACCGCAAGGGCUGGAGAAGCAGUUACAACUACGGCAAGCAGACUCGGAUCUGGGAUCGGCUUUUUGGCACAUGUCACCCCCGUCUUGAGAGCUACGAGGAGAAUGUCGAUUACGUCAACACUGUCCAGAUCCCAUUACUCUAA